Podarcis lilfordi (Lilford's wall lizard) is the source of this 13948-nucleotide messenger RNA. NCBI's taxonomy places the organism in Eukaryota, Metazoa, Chordata, Lepidosauria, Squamata, Lacertidae. The record is from the annotation of a GenBank genome assembly.
AGAGCGCGGCUCCGGGACGCGCGGCUAGGCGUCGGCCAGAGUUUCCCCGCGUCGGACGCGCCUCCGCGGGGCUCGGGCCGUUGCAGAGAAGCGGCGGCUCUCCUUUCCUCCCACCCCCGACGGCGCGGCCAUGGCGUUCGCGCUGCUGCGCCCGGUGGCGGCGCGCGUCCUGUACCCGGAGCUGCGCCUGCUGUCGGAGGAGGACGACGCGUCGGAGGACGACGAGGAAGCGCGCAGCGGAGGCAGCAGCGACGCGUCGGAGCGCUCCUUCGGCUGCUGUCCAGCCGCCGCCCGGCCGUCCGGCGGGCCGGUGGUGGUGGUGAAGCAGCGGCAGGCGGCCAACGCGCGCGAGCGGGACCGGACGCAGAGCGUGAACACAGCCUUCACGGCGCUGCGCACCCUCAUCCCCACCGAGCCGGUGGACAGGAAGCUCUCCAAGAUCGAGACGCUGCGCCUGGCGUCCAGCUACAUCGCACACCUGGCCAACGUGCUGCUCCUGGGCGACGGCGCCGACGACGGGCAGCCCUGCUUCCGCGCCCUGUGCGGGGCCAAGGGAGACGUGAUGGAGCCGGGCAAGCAGCCGCGCAGCAUCUGCACCUUCUGCCUCAGCAACCAGAGGAAGGGGGUGAGUCCUGCUGCCCGAGGGGGCUGCGGGUGCGGGAGUCCAGGAUAGCUUAGAAGCGCUCAGCGCUCGGGUCCCUAAUCCUUCACCUGGAAGCAGGGGCAUAGCCAAUAUUUUUGUGGGAGGGGGGAGAAACUUGUUGGAGGGGCAGACGCGAUGGGUCAGUUAAGUACAGUGGUACCUCGGGUUACAUACACUUCAGGUUACAGACACUUCAGGUUACAGACUCCGCUAACCCAGAAAUAGUACCUCGGGUUAAGCACUUUGCUUCAGGAUGAGAACAGAAAUCUUGCUCUGGCGGCACAGUGGCAGCAGUAGGCCCCAUUAACUAAAGUGGUAAAGGUAAAGGGACCCCUGACCAUUAGGUCCAGGAGUGGCCGACUCUGGGGUUGCGGCGCUCAUCUCGCUUUAUUGGACGAGGGAGCCGGCAUACAGCUUCUGGGUCAUGUGGCCAGCAUGACUAAGCCGCUUCUGGCAAACCAGAGCAGCGCACGGAAACACCGUUUACUUUCCCGCCGGAGCGGUACCUAUUUAUCUACUUGCACUUUGACGUGCUUUCAAACUGCUAGGUGGGCAGGAGCAGGGACCGAGCAACGGGAGCUCACCCUGUCGCGGGGAUUUGAACCGCCGACCUUCUGAUUGGCAAGUCCUAGGCUCUGUGGUUUAGCCCACAGCACCCUCAGGUUAAGAACAGUUUCAGGUUAAGAACGGACCUCUGGAACAAAUUAAGUUCUUAACCCUGAAGUACCACUGUAUUUCUAUGGCCCCCCUCCUUGCUACACCCAUUCCUGGAAGCAACUACUCAGCAGCACUCUGUGCAUGUUCAGAGGCACGCUUUGUUUGGCAAUCGUGGCCCCUGUUGCAAGGCAGGGGCCUGGCAUGCAGAAGCAACUCUCCAGGGUGGGGAGGUUUAUAAAAGCCCUCAUUUCCCAGGGAGCUAGCAGAUUGUUCCCUUACACACAGGUCAGUUUUGCUUCUCCUGUGAAAACCCUAGGUGGGAGGUAGGAAAUUGCCUCCUCCUAUCAGCUGAGGGGAUUCCAAUCAGGCCAGCAGAGUUGGUUCUUCAUUUUAUGUGUUUGUAUAUCCCUGUGCUUUUUAUAGGCUGCGACAAACAGUGCUUGACUCCAAACCCUCUGUUCAGGACCAGAGCUAAGACUUGAAUCAAAUGUGAUAAUAAUAAUAAUAAUAAUAAUAAUAAUAAUAAUAAUAAACAACUUUUAUUUAUAUCUCACCCUCCCCAGCCAAAGUCGGGCUCAGGGUGGCUAACAUCAAAUAUAUAACACUGGUAUAAAAUCAAACAAUAAUUAAAUUACUUCCUAGAAACAGGUCAGAAUCAAAUUAAAGUCUAAUUAGAUGGCUUCCCGCAGGGUUAUGGUUGGGAACAGUAAGUGCUCAUCAGGAGAGGGUGUCUCUGGACAUGCGCAGAAUGCUUUCCUCUUACUGUUUAAGCAGGGGGGCACACCUGCACUCACCAGGUUGGGGGGAAAACGCUGGAAUUCCUGGCUUCUCCAAAGACUUCAGUGCGGAAACUUCCAAUGCUAGAAGUUUAUUCCCCUUUGUGCAGAUGGGUAGACUGAGGUUGGGAGAUGGUGGCUAGCCCUUUGUUCAUUGAUGAAUGAGUCUAGGUCCUGAUCUAACACCAGCCCUCUAGAAUUCUUUUUAUUGAUUGCAUUUAUACCCCAACUUUUGCUCCUCCUCAAGUGUGGCAUACAUCUCCCCUCUCUUCAUUUAAUCUCCACAUCAACCCUGUGAAGUAGGUUAGACUGAGGGGCCAUCACUGGCCCAAGGUCACCCAGUGAAGCUCCAUGGCAGAGGUUGUAAUUGGACACGCUAACCACAAACCUCUAGGAUAGCAAGGCACAGUGUUAGUUCUGAGUGCUUGCAUAUACUGCCUGUUUUCCAUCUAUUUCCUGCAUCUCCCCACUGCAAAAUAGUGAUUGGGGGGCUGUAGUCAGACAUGGCUUCCAUCUCUACUGGACUGGCCCUCCUGGACCCGAUCCACUCUUCUGACAGCAGGGAGAUGAGGAGGCUUUGGCCUUCAUAACUUGCUGGUGGGCCACUUGCAUAAAACAGGAUCCUGGAGUCAAAUGAUCUUUGGUCUGAUCCAGCUGGGCAAUUUUUGUCUUUUGAGGUAGUUAGCGCAACCAACACAUCCUCAAAAUAUUUGAGCCUCCUACAGGCAACCGAUUUUGCACAGCAUUCAUCCUGAUUUGCUUAUAUCAGGGGUCAGCAAACUUUUUCAGCAGGGGGCCGGUCCACUGUCCCUCAGACUUUGUGGGGGCCCGGACUAUAUUUUGGGGCAAAAAAUGAAUUUAUUCCUGUGCCCCACAAAUAACCCAGAGAUGCAAUUUAAAUAAAAGCACACAUUCUACUCAUGUAAAAACACCAGACAGGCCCUACAAAUAACCCAGAAAUGCAUUUUAAAUAAAAGCACACAUUCUACUCAUGUAAAAACAUGCUGAUUCCCGGACCGUCCUUGGGACGGAUUUAGAAGGCGAUUGGGCUGGAUCCGGCCCCCGGGCCUUAGUUUGCCUACCCAUUACUUUCAGCGGUUCGCAACCUGUGGGUCCUCAGAUGUUGUUGGACCACAACUCCCAUCAUCCCUGAGCUCUGGCCUUGCUAGCUAGGGGUGAUGGGAGUUGUAGUUCAACAACAUCUGGGGACCCACAGGUUGAGAAAGGCUGGCUUAUAUGGCGGUUAGGGUGCGCCCAGUAUUUUUUGAGCACUCAUCCUGUUCUGCUUGAUGGGGGGAGUGUCUCUACAUCUUCCCAUUCAGGCACUCCACACUUUUUGACCCACUUGUAUCAAAAGCGGUUUUGUUGUGCCAGGGCAAGAGAACUGUUAAAUUUGCACACACCUGAAAUUCUGGUGUAUGAAACAGACAGUCUGGAGGCAUCGCCAGUCCGAGCUGCAUUUCCUUGUAGGAGGAGUUGGUUAGAGCAGGCAUGGUUCCCUGUUUUUUUCCUGAAAACCCGAUUUUCAAAUUACACUGAAUAUAUAUGUUUCAAUGGAGAUACGGGAACAAAACACCAAGAAGACGCACAACGGUAGACAAAAAUCCGUUUCAGCUGCUCAGUCUUUUCCAGUUCACUUUGUUUUCUCAGUUGUCAAUGGAGAAAGUGAUAACAUUCAGUUCCUGGUUCCAAAUAAUGUUUUUUUGUGUUUGCUUUAGGGAUCCUUGUUGUUGUUCUUUGUCCUGAUUUAGUAUAAUAAGACUGCUUCCGAUAUUCCUUUAUAAGGUUGCUUGCAAGCUGGGGUUAGUUUGGGUUUAUAUAGAGAGAGAGAGAGCAAACUGUGUCUCAGCACUGCCAUGGCUUGGGCUGUUGCAUCAGCCACAGAGUCUACUGCUUGUGGAAUGGCAACCAGGAGGUCUUUGGGCAGACAGAGGUAGAAGGAAGAAUAACAAACCAUGGUUGGCUUGUGUGUGUCUGAUGCAGAACAUGCAAUAGUCUAUGGCUAGUACAAACCAUGGGCUAUUGUAAUGUCUGAACCAGCCUAUAUAUAUUCAGUAAUGGCUGGGGGAGCCAGCAUACCGUCACCAUUGGGUGACAGUGGCCUUUAGCGUUAUGGAGGGCCAAAGGUUCCCCACCCCUGAUCUAGGGACUCCCCAUUGAUUCUGGUGGGUUUGGUAUCCUAUUAUGAAAACUGGGGCUUGCCCCUUGAUCUCUAGCAUGACAACGACAUGGGGAGGAAGGGGUUAUUCUGUUCUUGCAGAGUUGCCUAAAAAUUCUUUAGGCCAAGCCUGUUUAAUGUCUGCAGGUCAGUUUUAUACUGAUGCUCUGUUGCACCAGCAAACAUUUCACGCUUGCAUCUCCUGAGGGGACUGAAGGAUUUGCACCAACGCGUGAGCCUCAGAGCAUCUUUUAUGAAUGAGCUUUUGCUGUCUUUCCUCUUCUGAAACCUUGUAGGCUAGGGUUACCAGACGUCUCUGGUUCCGGGGAACACUCCCUGGAUUUGCAAAUCCGUCCCCGGACAAAUUCUGUCACCAGAAUGCCCCCAGAUUUGCAAAUCUGUCCGCAGGAAACGUGGCAGCAGCAACCUCAGCAGCCCAGAGCCAGCCUGGUAGCGCAGUUGGCUCUGGCUGGCUUCAUAAACUGCUUGCUGCCAUGGCGCCUGCCACUUUUCCUCACCGGAAGUCCCCAUAUGAUGUGUUACCCAUUCAGGCAUAGGCAUGAUGCUCUGCCUAAGACCGAGCUAAUAUUAUUAAUAAUAAAUAAUAAUAAUUUAUUUAUUACUUAUACCUCGUCCAUCUGGCUGGGUCUCCCCAGCCACACUGGGCGGCUCCCAACAGAAUAUUAAAAACACAAUAAAACAUCAAACAUUAAAAACUUCCCUAAAGAGGGCUGCCUUCAGAUGUCUUCUAAAAGUCAGACAGUUGUUUAUUUUCUUGACAUUUGAUGGGAGGGGUGUUCCAGAGGGUGGGCGCCACCACCGAGAAGGCCCUCUGCCUGGUUCCCUGUAACCUCACUUCCCCCAGUGAGGGAACCACCAGAAGACCUCGGAACUGGACCUCUGUGUCCAGGCCGAAUGAUGGGGGUGGGGACGCUCCUUCAGGUAUACUGGGCUGAGGCCAUUUAGGGCUUUAAAGGUCAGCACCAACACUUUGAAUUGUGCUCAGAAAUGUACUGGGAGCCAAUGUAAGUCUUUCAAGCCCGGUGUUAUGUGGUCUCGGUGGCUGCUCCCAGUCACCAGUCUAGCUGCCACAUUCUGGAUUAGUUGUGGUUUCCGGGUCUCCUUCAAAGGGAGCCCCACGUAGAGCACAUUGCAGUAGUCCAAGCGGGAGAUAACCAGAGCAUGCACCACUCUGGUGAGACAGUGCGCAGGCAGGGAGGGUCUCAGCAGACUAAACAAUUCCAUGCUAACUGGACCUUCUGUGGCAGAAUGGGGCUGUGUGACUGGCUGUUAACUAGAAAGUUGGUGGUCUGAGCCCACCCAGGAACAGCUGAUUGGACUAGAUGAGGGGUCCUCAUUCUGUGAUUCUAUUUUGAUCUGCAUCUGCAGCAUCCUGUGUUCCUUAUCGGGGUUCCUAGAUGCUAACAGCACCACUAACAGCACGUGAGCUUCACAGGGAGACUGAUUGUGUCUCUGUGUAGUCUAGCUUCAGUAAUCAGGACGCAUGUAUCAUCUCCCCAUCUUUGGGUCUUUGCAGCACUUUAACGGGCUGUCAAGGGAAUUCAAUUUUGUUGGGAGCAGUGGCUUUUAACAGGACAUUUUCACAACGUGACAUUCAGCUGAAUUUUACAGCCAAAGUGUAGAAUCCAGCAGCAGGAAUAAAAUCAUAUUGAACAUUCCUGCGCUGUAGGGGGUUGGACAAGAUCAGGCAUAGGCAAACUCGGCCCUCCAGGUGUUUUGGGACUACAACUCCCAUCAUCCAUAGCUAACAGGACCAGUGGUCAGGGAUGAUGGGAAUUGUAGUCCCAAAACAUCUGGAGGGCCGAGUUUGCUUAUGACUGGACUAGAUGAUUCUCAUAGUCGCUCCCAAUGCUACAAUUCUGUGAUUAGCAGCUUCAUUCAAUAGCUUCUAAUUACUGGAAGAGCACAUGGAUUUGAUGUAUAAUGCCCAGUCUAGCAUCUCUGGUUGCAGAGAAAGACAUCUGGUGGUCAGCAAACAGACAACUGUAUUGAUUUUCGAAGAGCAAUGCUCUGCUCCAAAUAUUAAGCAGUCUUCACCAAUCCAGUGCCCUCCAGAUGUUCUGCAACUGCAACUCUUCCCCAGCCACCAUGGCCAAUGAUCAAAGAUAAUGGGAUCUGUAGUGUAAAGCAACUUCACAGGUUGUUGGAAGGAGAAAGGGGAAUGUUGGCAGGAUCACAGCGGUGUGUGGGUUUUGUCCUUCAAGCCACGGUAGUUUCAACUUCCAAAAAUGGAGAAGACGACGAGGGGAGCCCAGGAUAUGCUUGUGUUUUGUUUUGAAAAAAUGGCUCGAUCAAAAAAUUUUCUUUCUAAGUGCUGGGAAGGAGUGCGACCUUUUUGAUUUCCAAAGUGACUGGAGGAGAGCCUUAAUCUAGGGCUCAGCCUGGGAGCUGGCUGUCAUUCCAGACUCGCUCCGGCUUCCGGCUAUUCCCCAGCUGGUGAUGACAUCAUGACCUUCGCCAUGGCAACCUUCUGUGAGGCCAUAAGCAAGACUCCUGGCGGGGAGAGGCAGGAAGGGCGACGCUCCAGGUCCCAUGCCCCCUUCUGCCAAAACGGCCGUUGCUCUUAGUCCCUUAAGGUCUGGGCGCAUCUCCUCCCGCACGUCACAUGCUGGAACAUGCUGGCUAUGCGCUUUCUCCAACCAGAGAUGGCAACCCGGAUGCACAUUGCUGAAAGGGGGAGAGAUGGUAGAUCAGCUUGCAUGAGUUGUGCGUGCGGAAGGUUCUGGGUUCAAUCCCUGCUAUCUCCAGGGAAUGAACCCUGCCUGGUAUCCUGAAGGGUCUCUGCCAGUUGCUGCGGGCAGCAGUGAGCUUGGUGGAGCCAAGAGGCCAGACUCACAGUGCAAGGCAGAUUCCCAGGUUCCAUGUGGUGUGCCUGCUUCCCCUGCAAAAGCCUCUCCUCUCCCAAGUUUGAAAAGCAAAGGCGUUCGUUCUUUCAGUUUCUGUAUUUAAGGUUGGGAAAAUAAGUAGCCUGAAAAAUUCAUUUCUCUACAUUUCUGCUCCACUUUGCAAGUCCUUGUCACUGGAUUUUAAAGCCCUUUUGAAAAAUUGUCAGCAUCAAUUGGAUGCAUGAGGACCAUCUGAUCCAAGUCCCUGCAAUGCAGGAAUCUUUUGCCCAACAUGGGGCUUGAACCCAUGAACUCUGCAGUUAAGCCCUUUGUGGCUUAAGGCCCUCGUAUCUAUGGGACCGCCUCUCCUGGUCUGCCCCUCAGAGGACCUUAAGGUCCAUGAACAACCAUAGUUCAGAGGUCCCUAAGGAAGUUAGAUUAUCCUCCACCAGGGCCAGGGCCUUCUCAGUGAUGGCUCCCACCUGGUGGAAUGCUCUGUCCCAUGAGACCAGGGCCCUUCAGGAUUUAACCUCCUUCCGUCAGGCCUGUAAGACAGAGCUAUUCCGCCUGGCCUUUAAUUUGAAUUCAGCCUGAUCUUUUAUUUCCCUUCCCUUCCCUCCCCCUCCCCUUUUAUGAAGAUUACCCGCUCUGAGACCCCACAGCUAAUUCUCCCCUGGCCUCCUCGCUGGCCCAAGUAGGACCAAUUCAGCCAGCUAGCCCUGGGGAUUACCUAAUGUUUAUUUCCCCUAAAUUGAUUUUUGAAUUUUAUUGUUAUUCAUGUUUUUAUACUGUAUUUUAUGCUGCUUUUAUAAUUAUAAUUUUAUAAUUUGUUGUUAGCCGCCGUGAGCCCAGUUUUUGAACCGGGAAGGGCGGGGUAUAAAUAAAUUUAUUAUUAUUAUUAUUAUUAUUAUUAUUAUUAUUAUUAUUACUGAUGCUGGACUAGAUGGGCCAUUGACGUGAUCUAGCAGCCUCUUGCAUUCUUCUGCUUACUGGGAGGCACAAGGGGAAGGUGGGGCAGCAGCAAGGUUGGUGCUCUGCAAGCAGACAGGUGGAGCCUACUUGGCAUUCCCUCCAGCAAAUCUGCACUGGGCAAACCUCACCCCAGCUUCACCCCUACCCCUUACCCUCCUGGCGAUCAGCAGUGACAAAACUGACCAUAGGUCAGGUGACUGGUGACCAACGCUGCUGUUGGGCUGAUCCGGAAUCCUUGGUUGUUCCUAUGUGUGUGUGUGUGUGAAGGCAUUAUUCAGAAUAGCGCUUUGCACAACCCACUAAGAAAGAUAAUAGCACAAUAAAAUUCAGAACAGAAGCAACUGCACACUUACUCACAAUGAUAUUAAAGUUGGAGGUCUAAAUGAUUAUCAGACUUUGGAAAACCUGGUAUUACUGGGUCAAGAUCAUCAUUUCCUGUUGCAUUAAACUUAAAUUCAACAGAACUGAUGAACUUGACCCAGUGGUACCAGGUUUCCCAAAGUCUAAUAGUCAUUAACAGCUACACCUCUUGCCCCCUUGUCUUUUGGUGACCCCAUAAGUAAUCCACACCCCACCCAGAAGGCAGUACCACCCACUUUGAGAGCUGAUGCCCUAGAGAAUUCUGGGACAUGGGUGUUGUUAGAGGGUAGCCCAGGGUGACUGAACCUUGCGUCUUUCACACCGGGCUUUAGAAAGCGUUAUUUUCACUUUGCUUACAGUACUGGUGAGACCUCAGCUACUUGCCGUCUUAAUUUGCCCAGAGAUAUCUCUACACUUUGGGGAUGCGGGUGGCGCUGUGGGUUAAACCACAGAGCCUAGGACUUGCUGAUCAGGAGGUCGGCGGUUCGACCGCGACGGGGUGAGCUCCCACUGCUCGGUUCCUGCUCCUGCCAACCCAGCAGUUCGAAAGCACGUCAAAGUGCAAGUAGAUAAAUAGGUACCACUCCAGCGGGAAGGAAAACGGCAUUUCCGUGCGCUGCUCUGGUUCGCCAGAAGCGGCUUAGUCAUUCUGGCCACAUGACCUGGAAGCUGUACACUGGCUCCCUUGGCCAAUAAAGUGAGAUGAGCGCCGCAACCUCAGAGUCGGUCACGACUGGACCUAAUGGUCAGGGGUCCCUUUACCUUUACCUAUCUCUACACUUUAAGUAACGCACAUACCCUGAGCCUUUUCAAUACCUAGUAAUGACCCUGUUCUGAGACCAGUGGCAGGAUUCUGGCUCUCAAACAUCAGCAGCCCCCUGCGUGGCACUAAAAUUUGGCGACCCGCACCUCUUGCGCUCUGUUCUGCAGCAUUGCAAUGGUGCCCGCUGCGGCCAAACCGGGUGUGCCACCCUAAAACCGCCUCUGCCUAGGGAUUCAGAUCGCAUGAGCACUGGCUGCUGGGCUGAGAUGUUCCCUUGAAAUGAAUCAAAUGGUGCAUCGCAGGAGAAGGUUGAGCCUGGAGAACAAGGUGCCUUCCAAGCCAGCUAGGCUGCCGUGAAUGACUUUGGGGUGCCAAGUGGCAAAAGGCUUAAACUAGCCUGGCAAAGCCUCACCCACCAAGACCGAACUCUAUGCUCCCCAAUUGGUGUAAAAGGUAAAGGUAAAGGGACCCCUGAUCAUUAGGUCCAGUCGUGGCCGACUCUGGGGUUGCAGCGCUCAUCUCGCUUUAUUGGCCGAGGGAGCCGGCGUACAGCUUCCAGGUCAUGUGGCUGGCAUGACUAAGCCGCUUCUGGUGAACCAGAGCAGCACACAGAAACGCCGUUUUCCUUCCCGCUGGAGUGGUACCUAUUUAUCUACUUGCACUUUGACGUGCUUUCGAACUGCUGGGUUGGCAGGAGCAGGAACCGAGCAGUGGGAGCUCACCCCGUCGCGGUCGAACCGCCGACCUCCUGAUCAGCAAGUCCUAGGCUCUGUGGUUUAACCCACAGCGCCACCCACGUCCCUCCCCAGUUGGUGAGUAGAGAGUUAAUCCUGAUCUCUGCAGGAUUGCUAAGUGACAGGAACUGGUGGGCAGGUGGAUAUGGUUUGGGAGGUGGGAAUGGUCUCACCAGCUAAUGGUUCUCACCCCCUACCACAGAUAAUUAUCUUUGCAUGCAUUGGUUUGAAACUAGCUUUUUUCUUUUCUUGCAGCUGCUGUUCAUAAACGAAAGGAAAUGUUGCUAGGGAUGGUGGGGAGGGAGUGUCACAGUACCGAUCUGGAUUGUCCCAAAACGUGACCCUUACUCAGAGUUCAUUAGUUGAAAACGUCUUUGGCAAUGCAACAUGCAGCUUAGGGCCAUGCCUGCAGGAUGGUGAGCCUUAGUCCGGAGGGUAGGUGUAGCCCCCCAGGCAUCUCUGUCUUGCCCCCAGGACUCUCUCCAGGUCACACCACCCUCUGAGCUGCCCCCUUUACCAUCCCCAUUUUGCCCCAUCCUCAAGUGCUUUUCGCUUGCCUAAAAAGAUGCUACGUCUUGCUUGCCUGGAAAGAGGAUAAGUGAGCGUUGUGUGAACGUGACACCGCUUCUGUACAAAAGGCAUUGAUUGCCCUGCCCUCUUUGGCCCCUGGAACGUUACACAGACGGGAAGGUGGCCCUCCAUCUAGAUUAUCCUCCACCAGGGCUGGGGCCUUCUCAGUGAUGGCUCCGACCUGGUGGAAUGCUCUGUCCCAUGAGACCAGGGCCCUGCAGGAUUUAACCUCCUUCCGCAGGGCCUGUAAGACAGAUCUAUUCCGCCUGGCCUUUAAUUUGAAUUCAGCCUAAUCUUUUAUUCCCCUUCCUUCCCUCCCCCUGCCCUUUUUAUGAAGAUUACCCGCUCUGGGAUCCCACAGCUAAUUCUCCCCUGGUCUCCUCACUGGCUCAAAUAGGACUAAUUUAGCCAACUAGCCCUGGUGAUCAUCUAAUGUUUAUUGGAUGGAUUUUCCCUCUAUAUUGAUUUUAUUGUUAUUUAUGCUUUAUACCGUAUUUUAUGCUGUUUUUUUGUAGCAUCAAUUAAGUGUUUUAAAUUUGUAGUUAGCCGCUCUGAGCCCAGUUUCCUGAACCGGGAAGGGCGGGGUAUAGAUAAAAAAUUAUUAUUAUUGUCUGAAAAGAGUCCCCCACCCUGGCGUAGUGACUAAGAAGCUGAGGUUCAAAUGGGGGAGCCUGCCGCAAUUUCAGGCUUGUGAGUCCACCGGGUGAGUGGGUGACUUCAGGCCCCUUCCAUCAUCCGUCUAAUAACAUUGGCCUACCUUGGGAGGUUCUUGUGACUGUUGCAAGACAAUGCAGGUGAAUUGCUUUACUUGCUGUGUUUCUGCUUCCUCUCCAGGGAGCUCAGUGUGGCAUGAAUUCCCCCCUCCCCGUUUAAUCUGCACAACAACCCUGUGAGGUAGGUUAGGCUGAAGGGCAGUGAAUGACCCCACCCCAGUCACUACCUAUUGAGCUUCAUGGCCGAGUGGGGGUGCAAACCCUGGUCAUAGCUGUCAACUUACAGAUUUGAAAAUAAGGGACCAGCAGCCUCGAAAAUAAGGGAUCAGCAGCCAAAAUAAGGGAUCAACAAUUACUUUGAUAAAAUACGUAUUUUGUUGCGUGCAAAUGGCUUUAGAUACCUAUUAGUUCCAUACAUUACCAUAUAGCAUAUAUUCAACACAAAAAACACAGCAACAAUUUGUUCUUGACAAAGCACAGCUGGACGCAGAAAGGACAACAUCAGGAGCUUAUUUAAGGGACAUCAUCAAUAAGGGACAGCAGCGGGACAUGGCGCUGGGAUAAGGGACUGUCCCGCCAAAUAAGGGACGCUUGACAGCUAUGACCCUGGUCUUCCACAGCUCCUAGUCUACCAUUCUAACUGAAACUGUUAGAAACUGAAAUAUAGAAGCUAAUCGCCAAAUAGCACCUUAGGUUACAGCUGCCACAACGGAAUGUUUCCUGUUUUUCCCAUUUUUCCCUGAUGAGAUUUAUUGCUAUUAUUAUUCAUUUAAUUUCUAUACAGCUUUGAAUUUUAAAGGAAAAAAAUAUUCAGUGCUGUUUACCUUAAAACGUAACACAAAACAAUUGAGAAACAACUAAUUGUGUGGUGUAGUGGUUAAGAGCGGUAGUCUCGUAAUCUGGGGAACCGGGUUCGCUCCUCCACCUGCAGCUGCUGGGUGACCUUGGGCCAGUCACACUUCUCUGAAGUCUUUCAGCCCCACUCACCUCACAGAGUGUUUGUUGUGGGGGAGAAAGGGAAAGGAGAAAGUUAGCCACUUUGAGACUCCUUCGGGUAGUGAUAAAGCGGGAUAUCAAAUCCAAACUCUUCUAAUUCAAGCUUCAAGGAAAAUAUUUCAGAUCCUUCUCUAAAUGACAAUUGGCUUUACCGAUAUUUAUUUAUAUGGAACUCCUAUUUGGGGACUUCCCUGGCUUUUUCCUGGCCCAUGUAGGACCAGUCUGGAUAGUUAGCCUUGGUGAAGACUUGACGUUUUCAUCCCAAAAAAAGUUUUUGAUUUGAGUUUCCAAUGAAAUGAGGCUGUAUUUUAAUGUUUUAAUGUUGUAUUUUAAACUUGUUUUUAAGUUGUAUUUCAAUCAAUUGUUUUUAUAUUGGGUGUUAGCCGCCCUGAGCCCGGUCUUGGCUGGGGAGGGUGGGGUAUAAGAAGUAAGAAGAUUAUGUAGUAGAUAGUAGUAGUAGUAGUAAGCCUACUUCAUUUAUGUAGCUGCCACAGAGCAGAAGGACUCUAGGAAGGCAGUGUGGUGUAGUGGUUAGAGUGUCAGACUUGGACCUGGGAGAUUAGGGUCUUCGCCUACCUCACAGGGUUGUCGUAGGGAUUAAUUAAAGAGAGAGGUGAACCAUGUACUCUUUGGAGGAAAGGGGGGGUAUAAAUGCAAUAAAUAAGCUUUUCUGCUGACCUGCUUAAGAAAGCUAGAGGGGCCAGCCAGAUGUCAGUCAUCAGUCUGGCGUCCAGAGAUCUCCAUGUGGUCACGAUUGGGCCCGUGCCAGUCGCAAAACACGCCCGGUGCCUGGGGAAUUUCUUUUUUUAUAUAUAAAUUUUUAUUAGUUUUUUAAACAUAUCAUUUUCAACAGUAAUUAAACAUACUUUUACAUCUUAUUCAAUUUUUCUGACUUCCACCAGUCCUGUCUGAAAAUUUUCCAAUCUAAUCUCUUAGUAUGCAUUUCUUAUUUCCCCUAUUACAUUUCAAACUCAUAACCAAUAUCUCUAUCUUUUCCUACUUUGUAACACUUCCUAUAUUUCUCCUUACAAAACUUCUUGUAGUCCUACUAGCGUAAUUUGGUGCCUGGGGAAUUCCUAGCACUGACUCCAACCACUGGACCCCACAGCCUUGGGCAGGUCCGGCACUUCUUUCAACGCUUUCUCUGCCUUCCUUCCAGGGCAUCCGCCGGGAUCUGGGCGGAGGCAACUGCCUGAAGGCAAGAGGCGUGAGCCACCUCAAGGUGCUGCGGAGAUGAGACGAAGCAGAGACAACCGCCUGUCUGAGAAGCCAAGGUGGGCUUGACGCCUGGGGCGGCUUGAGUUGGAUGUUCCUGACUGGGGCAAGAGGGUAGGGUGACUGGAACCAGGGUGGGCUCGGUGCUGGCAGGUGACAAUCUCCAAGACGACGGGGAAGCUGGCCCUGCGGACUCGGGGGAGACGGGAGAGGGUGGGAACGAACCCCCCUCCGAACCGAGCUGCUGCGCAACGAGGGAUUGUGGUUUGCCAAGGAGAGACGGACAAGCCAUUCCUUGGACUUCUGCCCAGAUCCAGGAGGAGUCACUCCGCCACCGGUGCUUUUCCAGUAGGGGAGAGGGCACGAGAACUUAGUGGAUCCCGGGGGGGUGGCAGGGGCUCCUGAGAACUCUAGCCUACUUUCGAAUGGACAACAUUGAAACAGAGCUUUAUCCAAGAUGAUUGCUGGUCCGUAUGAUCGCUGUCGGUAGUUGUUGUUAUUUCCUCAUUCAGCGGGGCUCGAAAAUAAAGUUAUUUUUCACAUCC